AUGAAAUUUGGACGUCGUGAGCAACAGUUUUACCUGUGGUACUUCAUCGUGCACAUUCCGAUCACGGUUUUCAUCGAUUCAUCGGUGGUCAUCCCCCCAAAAUGGCAAUUGGGGUUUGCGCAAAAGGUCGUCAACAAUCACAUUGCAAAGCAACACGAUUUUUUGCUGUCAGAGAAGCCAAACUGGCUAUACUGGUUUGUUCUUCUUGAACUGGUUUUGCAACUGCCCCUUUUCGGCUAUUUCGUUGACAAACUCUGGAACUUGAACAAAUUACAAGUCAAUACGGACAACAAGCUACUAACCUGGCUGCGGAUCUAUGGUUGGAACGCCUCGCUAACUACGCUAGUGUGUAUCAUCGUCAUCUUCCAGCGUGGUUACAUCCCUUACGAUGUGCUAAGAACAGCUCUGACCACGACCCAGAAGUGCCAACUGGCCUCCGUAUACUUACCCACGUUUCUCAUUCCGCUGCGCCUGUGUCUUUUAUAG
Molecule: messenger RNA, 486 nt
Organism: Saccharomyces eubayanus
Lineage: Eukaryota; Fungi; Ascomycota; Saccharomycetes; Saccharomycetales; Saccharomycetaceae
Gene: EMA19
Product: Ema19p
Exons: 1
Coding region: 1-486 (161 amino acids)
Cellular component (GO): endoplasmic reticulum
Source: RefSeq, a predicted model, not a curated record